AUGAGGAGCAAUUAUAGCGAAUCAGAUUCAGUACCAAAUAUUUUCCCUUUUUUGAUGGCAGGAGGAAAUGUCUUCCCCACUCUGAACAUCAAAUACGUCCAUGAGGGCUUGACUGAAAUAAUGUCGUCAAAAAGGCACUUACUCUUCCUUUCCAACCCGGGCCGGCAGAAUGGCUCCCGCAAGAAGGGUCGCGAGAAGGGCAGUUCUACCAUCAAUGAGGUAGUGACCAGAGAACACGCCAUCAUCGUUCACAAGCGCACCCAUGAGUGGGUUUCAAGAAGCGUUGCCCCUCGGGCACUCAAAGAGAUCUGGAUAGUUGCUAUGAAGGAAAUGGGAACUCCAGAUGUGUGCAUUGACACCAGGCUCCACAAAUCUGUCUGGGCCAAAGGAGAAAGGAAUGUUCCCUACCGUAUCCAUGUGCAGUUCUCCAAAAAACAUAAUGAGGAUGAAGAUUCACCCAACAAGCUCUAUAUGUUGGUUACCUGUAUACCUGUCACACUUUUCAAAAAUCUACAGACUGUUACUGUGAGUAAGAACGAAUUGCUGAUUAUCAAAUAA
Prionailurus viverrinus (fishing cat) is the source of this 558-nucleotide messenger RNA. RefSeq names its product 60S ribosomal protein L31-like. Gene Ontology annotation, molecular function: structural constituent of ribosome. Gene Ontology annotation, cellular component: cytosolic large ribosomal subunit; ribosome. Gene Ontology annotation, biological process: cytoplasmic translation. The coding region runs from base 1 to 558 and encodes 185 amino acids. The transcript is spliced from 2 exons. Lineage: Eukaryota; Metazoa; Chordata; Mammalia; Carnivora; Felidae. The record is from RefSeq and is a predicted model, not a curated record.